CAUAUUGAGUAAAGUGUUGACUGAUGCGGUGCAGGUGUUUACGCGGUAGUUAAUGCAAUUUGUAGAAAAUUAAAAAGAACGUAUCAGUUGUAUUUUUAACCGGGAAAUAAAUCCGGUUGAUAUUUUAUUGUGUUAUUGUUCUAUUAGAUUAAUUGUAAUAAUGAGCGGUAGUGACGUCAAGGAAGAACAGUGUGAAAGAGCUAAAGAAAGAAACAUUGCAUCAAUGAACGAAGAUACUCUUACAAAUUCCAAUUGUACGCACAAUGAUCCCCAAUAUUUUUUCAAUGAUGAUUAUUUGCGAUUGGGGACUGAUGUAGCAGGUAAUAUCAAUGGGUUAGAGGAAGAGGUGGAGGUGGUGGAGGAAGAGGAAGAAAAGGAAACGAUUACAUCUACCAAUGUAACUGAUUACGUUCCUGUUAUGAACGUGAAUGUUAACGAGAGUGAGGUUGAUACUUCAGACAGCGAGACGGUGUAUUCGGAGAAUAUGGAAUCUAAUAUCGUAGCAACCAACUCCGUUAUAUCUUCUCAUAAUAUUUCUAAUAAAUCUUUAUCGGUUCAUAGUCCUUCGAGAGGAAUUAGAGAAUCUUGCUCAUGUGAUGUUUCUAAAGCUAACAGAGAAUUGCAAGAAAUCGAUGGGCAACUAACUGCACUUAUCGAACAAGGGAAAUUGAGUACAUCUGAUAUAGAUGAUAGAUCUUUGAGUCCUACUUCAGAUCUUACCUUAGAUUCGCAUAAUAUUUUUCAAUGUCUCGAGAUAGUUCAAAUUUUAUUGGGUGACUGGAGCGAAGCUCGUCAAAAAAAGUUACAUGAUAUUGCAACGGAAUUUACCGGGGGACAAUUAAUUCCUAAUAAAAGUGAUACUACUGACUCUUUGGCUUACGCGCAUGCAUCAAAUGACUUAGUAGAACAAUUUGCGAUUAAAAGAGUCAGGAGUCACGAUAAAGAUGUAUCUAUAGAAGAUAAUAUUGAUGAAGAAGAAAAUGAUUGUGCGUGUCAAGAAUGUAUAAUACCUUUAAAAACUUCAUUAAGUGAAAAUGAUCAUAUUGGUGUUGCAAGUAUUGAAUCAUCAAUGGAUAAUGUGAAUUUUUUACCCAUCAUCUCUAAUGGAUUGAUGAAACAUUUUAUUAACUUUAGUUCUACUAAUAAUACUAUUACUGAAGUUCAAUUAAAGAGAUUAUUGGAUGAGAUCAAAGGUACGAUUGAUCUUAAAGAAGAUAAAGAUACUGUUUCAAAGAACGUAGAGGAAAAUAUAAUAGAUACGCAGACAUCUGUACCACAACCUUGUCAAUGCGUCUAUUUACAUGCAAAAGAAAUAGCUGACAGGAAGAAAGAAACAAUAGAAGAACCUCCUUGUCCUUGUAUUUUAAAUUCAAGAAGAAAAUGGGAUACUUGCCCGUGUUUGACAAAAAUUUUAGAGGAGCAUGCGGUUAAUAAUACUAACGCUCAUCCUAAGGAAAUAUCCAAUCCAGUUGCAGUUAAUUGUAAUCAAGAGUUAACUAAACCUGUCAUAAAAACAGGAUCAACACAAUCGACGCAAACACAAACAAGGCAUUCCACAACACAAACAUCUAAUUCAAAUCAUAAUCGCAUAACAUUUCCAAGUACCACUACUACCACUACCACUACAACUACUACAACAACCCAUCCAUAUACUCACAGAUCUGCUUCGGAUAUAACAAAAAGUACAGCGUCUUCGCACAAACUUCAUAAUCACAACAAUCAUAAUUCACAUGCUUGCCAUAAACAAACAAAUGUCGAGCAGAUCAAAAGGGUAUCAUGUAACGACUUAAGUUCGGGAGAUGGUGAUUGUUCUGAUUCUGCAAGUAGUCAAGAAGAUUCUUCUUCGACUAGUAGCUCAGCGCAAAGAGGAGAUUCUAGUAGACAUUGUGAUUGUUGUUAUUGCGAAGUUUUUGGUCACGGAGUUCCUUCUGUAGCACCAGUUAGUAGAAAUUAUAACGAAAUGAGGGAACGACUAAGACAAAUAUUAACAAAGAAAAAAGCUAAAAAAUGUAAAGCUACUUACAAUACUCCAAAAAGUAUUGGGGAUGUAGCAUUGCCACUUUCCAACGUCAAUCAAGAAAAUAAACCAAUUAUUAACAAUUUGACAUUGAGAUCAAAUACUUCGGUUCCAAGAACGUGUCCUAAAGAUUUGAGGGAUCAAAGAAAUUUAGAAGAAUUGUUGGACUUUAUUGAAGGUAAUCAAAAUGGGAAAAAGGAUAAUAACAAGAAAGCUGAGAAAAAGGCUAGGCAGAAGCAACGUAAGUUGCAAGAGAAAAUCAAGAAGGAAAGGCAAGAAAUAGAAAAGCAGAGAUUAAUUGAAUUGCAAAAGAAAGCACCAGAAGUAACAAUCACAGUUGUUGAUUCGGAAAAACCUGAGAGUCAAAGAUUUUUACCGCAGUGUAAACUUCCCGAAGUAUCAAUUUUGCCUACUGAUAAUCCAGGCACUUUACCAAAUGGAAAACAUUUAACAAAUAAGAAAAAGGAUAAGCAAGAAAUGUGCAAUAUUAAUAUGACUAAUUGCAUUAAUACCAAAAUAAAGAUGGCACCUACCGUAAUUGCAAAUUUAAAAAUGAAAAGUAUGAUGAAUAUAGGUAAUAAAUUAGAACAAAUCAAUCAUCAUCAUCAUCAAACAAAUAAGAUGGAUAUAAAAAAUGACAAAAUUGAAUUUAGCAAUAAAGCUUUUAAAGGAAUAACAAAUGUUAAUGCAACAAAUACAAAAGACAAUGCCAAUAGUCUAGCUGAUAAAUUAGCAGCAAUGGAUUUAGGAGACAAACAAUUGACUAAGAAAGAAAGRAAAAAAUUACGAAGACAAAUUAGAAAGCAAGAAUUAGCUAAAGUGAAUGCAACGGUUGAGUCAGAACCUGUUAAAAAUAAACCACAAAUAGUUACGAUUAAAAGAAUAAUGGAAUCGAAUAGUGCAGAACCGACAGUAACGAUAACGUUAAAAGGACAAACUCCUGCAGAAGAUAAAGUUUUAUUUACUUUAGUGAAUGGACAAACGAAGGAAGCACCUUUGCAUAAAUCUGACCAAGAACAAAAUGUAUGUAAUAAUAGUAAUAAUAAUAGUAAUAAUAAUAGUAAUAAUAAUAAUAAUAGUAAUAAUAAAAAGAAAAAGAAUAAAGGAUCUAAUAAUACAGAAACGAUACAAAGUAACAAAUUUCAACAAACAAGUACAAAACAACAACAACAACAACAACAGCAAGUUAAAGUGUGUGACGCAAAGCAUACAAAGUAUCAAAAUAACAACGAAAAGAUAAAAGGUAUUAAACAAAACGAUGAAAGAAAAACGCAACAGCAAAACGUUAACGAAGUUAAAAGUAUGAAAUCUAAGAAAGAUAAAAAGAAUUCUGAAACCAAAGAAAAUGUCAUGCAACAGCAACAGAAUGUAUCGAGUAGAAGUAAAAAUUUACAACAAAAUACUCAAUCUAAGAAAGCAAAUAAAUCUAAUAAUGUAUUGCAAACGGAUAUGUAUAAAUCUAACAUUACUUUAGAACCAGUUACAAAGACAAAGAAUCAACAAGACAAAUCUAACGACGGGAAUAGUAAUAAAAAUAAGAAACUUGUAAAUAUAACUAAUACAAACAAACCAGUAAAGAAUGAUCAACAGAAGGUUCCAAUUAAAGGAAAUAAUAAUAAUAAUAAUAAUAAUAAUAAUAAUAGCAGUAAUAUGAUCAAACAAGGAUCAUUCUCAACGAUACCUUCUACAUCGGAUGAUAUUAUAAAUAUGACACUGAGUUCGCAGUUUCGAGACGUUAGUUUAAAUUCAAAAAUCAAUAUAGAAAAUCUGAAAUUACCACCGGGUAUUACGAUAACAAAAGUUGACGGUCCCAUUAAACCAUUUCCAUUAAAAUCAACAACUUUGCCUAAGCCAGUUAGUCCACCAAAGCAAACAACUAUCAUAGCUGCUCCGAUGAGUGGAGUUCAGUCUAGUUAUGCCAGUCCUCAAGCUGGUGGCAAUGUCAUUGUAGUAGACACUGGAAAACUUAAACAAGAUCUUCUUCCAAAACCAAAUGAAAUAGAAUUAUCAAGAGAUAUUCGUCAAAAUCAAACAAUAACGAGAAAGAAGAAGAAAAAGAAAAAUAAGAACUCUACGAACGUGAGCAAUUUGAUGCAGAAUGCAAUUAAGAAUACAGAGUGUACUACUAACAUCGAGAAUAUGGAAGAUUCAGCAAGAAUCCUUCACAAUCCCAAUACAAACAUGGUGACGAUAAGGAAUCCUGCAUUUGGUCCGAUGAAAGUCCCACCAACACAACAAGCAGCUAUAAUCAAAGUUUCUGAAAAUGGUAUGGUAACUAUAAGAAGUCCAGCACUUCAACAAGCAAUCAAUGCGGGUUUGGCAACACCUUCCAAACCAGAUUACAUAGUGAAAGGUGAUGUACCAUCAAAUGCCGCGACGUUGGACGCAAUUAAUGUAAAUGUAAAACGUAAUCCAAAUGAAAUGAUACCAAGUACUCUUGCCGAAUUGCGAUCAAGAUUAACGCCAGAUUGUCCUAGUUUGGCUGGUCUUGCAAACAUUCAAAUAAGCAAAGUGGCCAAAGGUCAACCAAUUCCAGAGAAUGGAAUUAAUCUGAAAGGUACUAGCGUAACGUUAACUAAGGUGAGAACGGAUACAAAUGUUGAAGAUGUUCAUCAAACCAAAGCAGCUGCAGUAAGAGAUGCUAUCAACGCUUCUAUAACAGCUUCCUCGACUAGCGGCAAGGGAAAGAAAAAGAAAAAGCGUGGAAACUGUACGAGGCAGUGCGGAGAUGACUGGAACCUCGUUGAGAGCGUAUUCACACCUAAAGAUAUAGACCUUGAGGAUGGGGAGAUGGAUGAUGCUGAACGUGAAUUAGAAGCAUUCAAGAGGUUCUGUCUUCAAUCUGUACCACCCCCACGAAAGGAGAAGGUCAAUCUCAACCUAAAGGACAUCGUUCUUAAGAAGAAAUCCUCAUCCUCAGCGACAGCUGCUGUUAUUGCUGCUAAUUGAUUUGUUCGUUAGUUUUUAGUAUUACGAAAAAUCUAAAGGAAGGAAAGAAGCAUGAUUUAUAUAAUUAUACAUAUAAUGUAUGAAAAAAAAAAAAAAUACUGCCAGAACAAAAAAAAGAAAAAUAAUUGACACGUUUGAAAAUGCGUGCGAAUAAUACGUGUAUGUUGUAAAAAAAAAAAAAAAGAAAAGCGUUGUUUAUAUGAUAAAUAAUAUAUAAUGCGAUUGAACAACGUUAAUAAUUAAAUGAUAAUUAGAGGACAUCGUCAUCUUUGCCGUCAUUGUCUCAGUCAUUAUAACUAUCAUCAUUAUCAUUAUUGUUAAAAUCAUCAUCUUAUUGACGCUAAGUUAAACUUUGUAUUUUCAAACAAGAUACAUGAAUGUAAUGAUAUUUAUAUUUAAGACGGUUUCAAGAAUACGGAUAGACGAUUUAGAUGAAGAAGUAGAACAAAUAGUUAAUUAGAUAUAUAGUUAUAUAGAUAGAUAGAUAGUUAGUUAGUUAGUUAGUUAGUUAGUUAGUUAGU
Polistes dominula (European paper wasp) is the source of this 5487-nucleotide messenger RNA. RefSeq lists its product as uncharacterized. The record is from RefSeq and is a predicted model, not a curated record. Lineage: Eukaryota; Metazoa; Arthropoda; Insecta; Hymenoptera; Vespidae.